AUGCAAAUCAUUGUGAGUGGUGAGCUUCAAGCGCUUGAGUCAAUUUUCCAGAUAUAUGGUCGGCACCAAGUCUUCUCUAGACCUGUAAUUACCCUCAAAGUGUUUGAAGACAAUAUUUUGGUUUGUGAGUUUCUCGAGGAAAAGGGCAAUGACAGAAUUCUCGGUGUUGACGGGGGAGGAAGUAAGCGUUGUGCGAUAUUCGGGGGCAAUCCUGUGGUACAAGCUCAUAAUAAUGGAUGGGCGGGUAUAGUGGUUAAUGGUUGUGUGAGGGAUGUUGAUGAGAUAAAUGGGUGUGAUAUUGGAGUGAGAGCUUUGGCUUUACAUCCAAUGAAAGCUAACAAGAAGUGGAUUGGGGAGAAGCAUGUUCCAAUUAGCAUUGCCAGCACUAAUAAUCUGCGGCGGAGAGUGGCUUUAUGCUCGCACACACACAUGGAAUUCUGAUUUCUUGAA
Molecule: messenger RNA, 450 nt
Organism: Malania oleifera
Lineage: Eukaryota; Viridiplantae; Streptophyta; Magnoliopsida; Santalales; Ximeniaceae
Product: putative 4-hydroxy-4-methyl-2-oxoglutarate aldolase 2
Exons: 1
Coding region: 1-441 (146 amino acids)
Biological process (GO): regulation of RNA metabolic process
Molecular function (GO): ribonuclease inhibitor activity
Source: RefSeq, a predicted model, not a curated record